Molecule: messenger RNA, 8662 nt
Organism: Zerene cesonia (dogface butterfly)
Lineage: Eukaryota; Metazoa; Arthropoda; Insecta; Lepidoptera; Pieridae
Gene: Dscam4
Product: Down syndrome cell adhesion molecule-like protein Dscam2
Exons: 38
Coding region: 199-6114 (1971 amino acids)
Biological process (GO): axon guidance; cell-cell adhesion
Cellular component (GO): axon; plasma membrane
Molecular function (GO): protein binding
Source: RefSeq, a predicted model, not a curated record
UGAGCGGCAGGCCCCACGCGCAAUGCCGCCGCCGGCUUUAACUCGUAACACCUAGCGCUCCCUUAGCCGGUAACGAUUGAUUAUAUCGAAAAGAACAGCUGAUCGCGUACAUGUUACUAUUACUACGUGCAACAUGAAUGUGUAUGGUUAACGGUUGAGUGUGUGCGUUCGUAGCGUGGACAGAGGGAAGUUGGAAAGAUGAGGCUCUGUACAUAUUUGCUGUUGAGUUUCUUGGCAGUGCCAGCAUCCCCAGAGCCUCGGCGGCUGACCAUCUCGGAGCCGCAGCAUCACGUGGAGUUCACCAAUGACACCGGCGUCAUUCUCACUUGCUCUACUAGAGGCCAGUACGAGUUGGACUGGCUUCUCGUAGACAACACGCCGGUGACGUCACUGGCUGGUCUCCGCAGGGUGCUGGCCAACGGAUCCUUGGAGUUCCCGCCCUUCCCGGCAGACAGGUUCCGACGCGAUGUCCACACUGCCACUUAUAGGUGUAGGUUAAGACUGAACAGCGGUUUUGCUGUUUUAUCCAAAAACAUUCACGUUCAUGCAAUACUAAACGUCCCAUGGGAGGUGCAUGUGUCAGAUGAAUAUGUGAUGUCGGGCAACGCCGCCAUAUUGCGCUGCGUGGUCCCGCCACACUACAGCGAACGAGUGCAAGAAACUGAUUGGUUCGCUGAUGAUGAAACUAGUGUAUUUCCUUAUUUAGGUUCAAAUUACGAACGCCUGGAUGAUGGCUCAUUGUACAUAAGUUCUGUGAGUCCAGAGGAUCGGUACACUGUGUUUCGGUGCCAGGUUCGAGAUAAAAUCACCAACAAUGUAUAUUCUAGUCAAUAUUUUGGUCACAUAAUAGUAACAGAGCCGAAAGGGGAGGUGAGGCCGCGAUUAGCUGUGGAAAUGCGUUCGCGGAGGGUGCAGGUGGGCCACGAUGUGCGGUUACCCUGCGCGGCACACGCUUGGCCAGUUCCUACUUACAGAUGGUUCCGCGAGCACCAUGAACAACUAAUACCUAUAGAGAAGACAUCAGUGUAUCCACGUACGAGGAUACUGGGUGGCUUACUGCGCAUACAAUCUGUGAAGAGGGAAGACGCAGGACGAUUCAUCUGUUGGCUUAACAACACUGCCGGCAGUGAUUCUGUCCAUAUUUCACUCAUUGUUACAGAACCAAUAUCCGUCCGAAUAAAACCAGAUUUACUACGAAUGAAACUAAACGCCGACAUAAGUAUGGAAUGCAAGGUAUCUGGCCAUCCAAUUGAGGUUGUAUAUUGGAUACAUGACGGAAAAUCCGUGAAGGACACAGACCGAAUACGUAUAUCUGAAGACAGGCUGAGACUACAUAUCAAAAACACGCAGGUCGUGGACCAAGGAAUUUAUCAGUGCUUCGCGAGUAGCACGAGGGACCAGGCUUAUGGGAUCGCUCAAGUUUUAAUUGAAGACAGCAAACGUGAUUCUGGAAACCGAUCCCGGCGAGCGCCCUUCGCUCGCAGCACGCACACACACGACGCCGAUUGGAAUUUUACUGGCAAUAGAGAAUCCAAGCCCGAGCUCGUCUAUUGGUUUUCCGAGCAAACUCUGCAACCCGGGCCGAGUGUGUCGCUAAAAUGCGUAGCAAUGGGGCAUCCUCCACCGCAAUUCAUAUGGACCUUAGAUGGGUUUCCUAUACCCACUAAUUCACGAUUCGUCGUCGGCCAACACGUGACGUUACAAGACGACGUCGUCAGUCACCUGAACAUAAGCCGAGUGACAGAGCAAGAUGGCGGCGAGUACGCAUGUGUUGCCAGCAAUACGGCUGGAAAAGCUAGCCACGCCGCGCGGGUCAAUGUAUAUGGACUGCCUUAUAUUCGGGAGAUGCCCAAAGUUACAGCUGUUGCGGGCAGUGAUUUGAAUAUCAAAUGUCCAGUAGCUGGAUAUCCGAUUGAAUCUAUCACCUGGGAGAGAGAUGGUCAAAAUCUUCCUCUGAACCGGCGUCAAAAAGUAUUCCCAAAUGGUACUCUGAUAGUGGAGCAAACACAACGUGGGGAAGACGCAGGCACUUACACCUGCCAAGCAACAAACCGACAGCGUCACGUGGCAAGGCGUGAAGUGGAAGUGCAAAUAUUAGUGCAGCCGAAGAUAUUGCCCAUCCAGCCUUUGACGAAUUUAUUGAGGGAGGGUAUGAGGGCGGCCAUUUCGUGUCAGAUAUUGGAGGGCGAUUUGCCGAUUGCGUUUCGAUGGGAGAAGAAUGGGCAGGCGGUGACGUCAUCGCCGUACGCGCCGAGCGGGAUAUUGACGCGGCGAAUGGACGAAUACAGCGCUUCGCUGGUGAUUGAGCACAUCACGUCGCAACACAGCGGCAAUUACACGUGCAUCGCUUCCAAUGUCGCCGGCUCGGAACGAUUCACCGUACCUUUGACUGUUAAUGUACCUCCACGCUGGCGCUUGGAGCCCAACGACAUAGCCGUAGCCGCUGGACAGGAUGUCACCUUACAGUGUCAAGCAGACGGCUAUCCGAAACCCAUCAUCACGUGGAAGAAGGCCGUGGGGAAAACGCCCGGCGAGUACAAGGACUUCAUGUUCGAAGGGAGCUCAAGGGUCCUAGAGAACGGGUCGCUCGUCUUCGAGCGAGUUGCGAAAGACAGUGAAGGACAUUAUUUAUGUGAAGCCAGGAACGACAUCGGCGCGGGUCUCAGCAAGUUAAUAUUCCUGAAAGUGAAUGCCCCCGCCCGGUUCCCCGUAAAGAGUAAAACCGUUCAAGUAACAGCUGGGGAAGCAGCACAUCUGCAGUGCGCGGCAUCUGGAGACGCACCGCUCGAAGUUACGUGGAGAAGCCCUCAUCAUCACACUAUAGCACAUCAUUUGGAUCAAAGAUACACAAUCCGCGAGCAAGUCCUGGACGACGGGCUAGUAUCAGAGCUCAGUAUAUUACAAACAUACCGACAGGAUACCGGCGCGCUCACCUGCCGCGCCUCCAACGCGUACGGGCAGGAUGAAAUGCUCAUACAUUUGCUUGUUCAAGAGGUACCAGAAAUGCCAAAAAACAUAAGAAUAAUCGACCAGCAAUCGAGGUCCAUACAAAUAUCGUGGACACAACCCUACGCAGGCAACAGCCCUAUCAUUAACUACAUCGUUCAGUACAAGGAAGCACCAGAACCAUGGCCAACCACACCACAAAAAGUAAUAGUUCCUGGGAGCGUAACAUCAGCGAGUGUACAGAACCUCCAGCCAGCCACGUCCUACCACUUGCGUAUCAUCGCUGAGAACCGACUUGGCCAGAGCGAGCCGAGUCAACUCGUCCAAGUUACUACUACUGAAGAAGUUCCCAGCGGACCUCCGCUAGACGUGAGGGUAGAAGCGAAAAGUUCCACGGAACUAAUCGUCACUUGGGAUCCGCCGCAGAAGGAUUUAUGGAAUGGAAACAUUCUUGGUUAUUAUGUCGGAUUCCAAGAGCUAAACAACAACAGCAGCGUGCUGAGCGCCAGCGGUCCCGGCGGCGCCUCGUACACGGUGCGCACGGUGGAGGGCGCCGGCGCCGCCCGCGCGCGCACCACGCUCGCCGGCUUGCAGAAGCACACGCCGUACGCGGUCGUGGUGCAGGCGUACAACAGCAGGGGCGCUGGGCCGGCCUCGCCACCCACUACCGCCGUUACUAUGGAAGAUGUGCCGAGUCUCCCGCCCGGCUCGCUGCAGUGCACGGCGCUCAGCUCGCAGUCGGUGCGCGUGAGCUGGGAGCCGCCGCCCGCGCGCGGCCGGAACGGCGUGCUCCAGGGGUACAGGGUUACGUACGCGCCUGUUACCGACUGGUAUGGUAGCGAAGACUCAGUAACAAAACAGAUAUCGGGCAUGCACACAACGCUAUCUGGGCUUCGUCGGUACACUAACUACUCCGUGACUGUGUGCGCAUUCACAGCGGCGGGGGAUGGAGUAAGGGCUGCACCUGUUUACUGUCAUACGGAAGAAGAUGUACCUUCUGCUCCCGCUGAUAUCAAAGCGGUGGUGUCAUCAAGAAAUAAGAUUUUAGUAUCAUGGCUUCCCCCGUCGAAUCCUAAUGGAGUUCUUGUGGGAUAUACACUUUACUUGAGCGUUAUUGAAGAUGGCAGAGAGGAGGGCACGCGCAAGCGCAUGCUGUCGCCGAGCACGCUGACCCACGAGACGUCGCGCUCGCCGGCGCGCGCCACGCACCAGUUCUGGGUGUCCGCCUCCACGCGCCUGGGCGAGGGCGACACCACGCGCGUCGUCACCGUGCUGCCUUCCGACUCGGUGCCGGCCAGAAUAACAUCCUUCAGUCGCAGCAUAGUCACUCCGUGGAAAGAAAAUAUCUCUCUAUCCUGCAAUAAAGUUGGAAUCCCAACUCCCACUACAACAUGGAGCAUGAACGGCGCUAUAUUAGAAUCUACAUUGCGGAAAAAUGUGACCAAUGAAGGAACUCUUAUUAUAAGUAUGACUCAAUACGCAGACAGCGGGAACUACACUUGCCUGGUAGAGAACCAACAUGGACAUGACGAGGUUACAUAUCUAGUGGAAGUGAAGGUUCCUCCGCAACCGCCUGUACUGGCUGUAGUGGAUUCUUAUGCGGAUUCACUUCAUCUGCAAUGGAGUGAUCAUGGAGAUGGUGGAAGUCCUAUAUUGGGAUACGUUAUAAAUUACAAACGCGAGCACGGCGAUUGGGAAGAACUGCAAGUGGAAGCCGGUACUUCGGAACACGUUCUCCCAAACUUGUGGUGUGGGACUCGGUACCAGCUAUACAUUACUGCUUUUAAUAGAAUUGGAACUGGGCUUCCUUGCGAUAUUGUGCAUGCUUACACAAAGGGCACUGUACCGGUAAAACCAAAGCACUCCCAAAUGAUAACGCUGAACACAACGACAGUGACGGUGUGGCUCGACUCGUGGGGCGAUGGCGGAUGCGGGAUCCUUUAUUUUGUUAUUGAAUACAGAGAACUUAGCCAGUCUCAGUGGCGCCUAGUGUCGAACAGCGUGCAAGCGACAGAGCGCGUGUUCAGCGUGAUGGGCCUCUCGCCCGCCACGCACUACCAGCUGCGCAUCACGGCGCACAACAACGCGGGCCACGCCGUCGCGCUCUAUAACUUCACUACGCACUCCUUGAGCGGCAUGCUAGAAGGAGAGAUAUCUCCCGCAGUACCGGCGGCAGGCGCGCGAUCUCUCGGCGGCGCACGAGUUUUGCUUCCUGCGGCUCUUUCCUUAUUAGUACUGGCAGCUCUUGUGGCUAUCGUACUGUUGGUCAGGAGGAACACCCCUCGGCACACAGAGAGCGGCGCCGAGACCGCAGUGGCGGAGAGUGGGGUCGGCGAGUCGCCCUCCGUCGCGCAGCUGCAGAACAAGGUCAACCGCUCCAACGACCACCAGUAUCUCGCUGCGCGGGCGCACCAUCCCAACCCGCCGCAUCAUUAUAAGCACGCGUCUAAUGAAUAUAUUGAAGAUAUCUGUCCUUACGCCACAUUCCAACUAACCAAGCCAAGCGCGUAUAGCGAGAGCAGCUACAGCGGCAACGUGUAUAGUGGACCUUAUCACUCAGUUCGGGGCUCCUUUGUGUACCAUGACCUCAAACAAAACGAUAAAUAUAAGGGAAAAGAGCCAGAAUAUACGAAAGUAAGAAGAAAAGGAAAUAGGCUGCGUGAUCCUCACUCUGAAAGUCAAGAGUCGGACAACUUGGGCUCGACGGACUCGGAGGUGAAGAAGAUACUAACGCUGCACCUGCCCAUUACAGAGUACGAGGACGACGCGAGCGACGACGCGAGCGCGCCGCACUCCGACAGCGAGCCCGCCGCGCGCCUGCGCCCCGCGCACCCGCCCACCUACCCGAGCGUAGAGCGCGAAGAGUCGUCCUCGUCGUCCGAGACGUCGGUGGGCGGCGCGGUGCGCAAGGCGUUCCCCUCGCGCAAGGGCAAGGCGGGCGUCGGCAAGCGGCACGUGCGCUCCUCCAGCGGGUACAGCAGCCACAACGACGAGACCACCUUCAGCAUAUCCAACUACCCGUCGUUCAACGAGCACAUCCACCCGCCGUCCCGCUUCUCCGACGACACGGAGUGCGAGGGGCACCACCGCCGCAAGCGCCACCUCGCGCACGCGGCGCACAACAACGACCCCAAAGUCUCGCGCGAAGCGUUCCAAAUCAACGUCUGAAACACACCCGCGACUUUUAAAAGCCGAAGUGUUCUCCCCCUCGCCGAGGACACUUAAUUUCGACUUUCAAAAGUUCGUCGCUCGUAGAGAACUCGAGGGAAAAAUCCCGUUUCGAUAACGAUAGAUUAAAUGUUAUAUCUAGGCCUAUAUAUUGAAGUGAUCUCUAAAAACUAUUUUGAUAAACACAAAUGAGUUAUUGACUAAUUCGUAUGACGCUUUAUUGAACCCUGCGAUGUUGCCAAAGUACAUGUUACUAGUCCUGUACAUACGUCUGUAGAUAGAUAGGUUUAGCCAAUUGACUAGUGCCACGUAACACAAUAAAAGAUUUUGUACUAUGUACUUAUUGAAAUAUUCGAAGUUUAUGAAUGAAUUAUUAAUGUGUGUAUUCAAAUAAUUUAUUCGUAGGCGUUUCACCUAAACCUUGUGUGAAAGAGAUUAAUCAGCGACUUGACGGAGUUAUCUAAUCAUAAUACUAACACUGCAUAUACAGUGAGAUUCAAAUUAUUUUAUCAUGUUGACCCUUCUAAUGGUAUCCCUUAUAAUUUAUACUCGUGUAUCGUAAAUAUAUACUCUGCUUCAUCAAAAAGCCCUGUUUUCGUUUCGAAACGAGUCAUUAAUGAAUCUGUUUCACUCGAAUCAACUAUCAGCUUCCGGCUCAUCGGCCCUUGUAAAUAUUGUUGUAAUAAAUGUAUUAACGAUUAUCGGAUAUUAUAACUAAGAAGAACAAUAAUUAAAAAUAAAAAAAUAUUUAUUAAACUUAAUGCCUUAUUGACCAAAGUCUUAAAACUAGUUACGGAUGUAAUUGAAAAAUCAUAUCCGAUAUAAGUAAUUGUUUGAUUGUUGUAAAUUUUAUGAAAACGAUUAGUUUUCAUUUAAAUCUAUCACUAUCUAAUUAUACUGUACCAAAUGUUAAUGAGAUUUUCAUAUAAAUAUGUAACAAACACUAAUCAUAAAAAAUAUGAUGUAGGUACGUUUCAAGCCGAUCGGUGACAUUUGUUCAAGUACUUUAAUAUUCUCUAUGCAACUCCUUGGGUGUAUGAUCUAUUUUAUUAGGUUUUCUUAAAUAUUAAAUACGGAAAUUUGUGCAGUGAACAAAAUCAAUUCAUUUGUACGUUUGCCUAUCAUUAAAUCGUAACUCGAUGUAAAAUUUGAUCAUAAUUAAGGAAUUAUACACGCUCUGUGGCUACAUUUGCGCGCGAAGAUUCGUGCCGAGUUGUCGCGCUGCAUAACUUGCAUGCGUUAUAUUGUCUCUAUGUUAACAUUACAUGGCGGGCGGAACUAUUUGAUGAUUCUUUUUUCAAAGAUUUUGCGUCUCGUUUUAUGGUCAGUUCUGACAAUGGCAUCCAUAUGUUCGUAAUGCGUUGCAACUGUCUGGCCAGGCAAAUUCAUCGCGUUAACAUGAAUAUACACAGAAGCACGCUAAUGUAGCCCCGGCGUUACAUUAUUAAACAAAUGACCAAAUCAUCAAACGCUUCGAUGUCUAAUUAUUUACUACAGAACAUUCAAAUUUCCUCUUGUUCGCUGGUAAUUUUUAAAUAACAAUCAGACAAGAUAUCCUAUAACUUAUAUUAUAUUCCUCAAAUAAUCUUAAAUAUUGCAUUAGUAAUACUUGAAACAAUCCUCAGUCGACAGUAACACGAGACAAUACACUUACCUAUAGUUUUUGGUAAAUACGGCAGAAAGUUAAUGUACGUGAAUGUAUCAAGUAGACAUAGUUUAUGAAUGUUGGUAACAUUUUGUAUUGGACCUUACACAAGAAAUAUUUGUUUAUUAAUUUCGUAAUUCCAAUGAAGACUGCCCUAUUUUUAAUUGAAAUCUAUUUUAUAUAUCUAGGCACAAAUACUUUUGCUAGUCAAUCGAAGUUAUACAUUGUGUAGUGUUAGUACAAUAUAUACUUAGUUUACUACUGCGGAUGUUAACAGGCAUUUAUCGACUGAACUGAUUUCGAUGUAAGUUUGAAGCGACUAAUUAUGACUUGAAUUGUAACAAAUCUUUGCUAUAGGUUAUUUCAAUCAAAACGUACUGGCACCAAUUGUUAUCUUAAUCUUCCUAAGAAAAUCUUAUCACUGUAUUGUUAUAUUUACAGUCAUGUUUUAAUUAAAGAAGAUGUUCCCAGACUAAGUCUUAUAUAGUAUAUUGUGAUUAGAAGCCUAGCAUUGAUUGUAACAUCAACACUGAUCGUUGCAGAUAAGUACAGUAACAACAGAGUUCGUUUGUUAUUUUCUUUUUAAAAUUUGCUACAAUUCAAGCUAUCCCAUAGCAAAUAUUCUUUCUAGUCACACCACCGACCUCUCACAACCGUACCAUAAUCGAUUUCAUUGCAGUAAAUAUAUUGCAAUAAUUAUACAACGAAAGUCGCAUCAUUCAAUCGACUGGCAAACAUUCCAAACAUGAUAUUAUUUCUAAUCAAUGUACCAUAUCAUUUUAGUAUUUUGUUAUAGAUACUCGUUUGUAAGUUAGUUAAUCAUGUUGUUACGAAUAUGUUUUUAUAACAAAUGGGUCAUUAGGCAGUAUGAUGUGAACGAAAAUAAAAAUUCAUUUAAUUGAA